AUGUCUAACACGCGGGUUUUGAUCACUUUCGUCCCCGUUGAAUUUGAAGGAGAAAUCACCCGGUCCUUCACUCUUUCCGAACAGAACCCUUCCGUUAUCAUCGGCCGAUCCUCCAAGCGUGAAGCUCGAAAUCGUUCCCCAUCACACGAAAAUUUCUGGUUCGACUCGCGGGUCAUGUCUCGCGACCAUGCCGAGCUGAUCUUCUGCAACAAGUUCAAAACUGUUUACCUUCGUGAUAUGAUUUCAACGCACGGCACCUACAUCAAUAACCAGCUGUUGACACCCGACGAACGGGAAACAUUGCUGGAUGGAGACACAGUACGUUUUGGGGUCGACGUGGAUCGUGGUGAUGAAGAGUUUCCCGCUUUGAAUGUUCGCUGCCAGAUUGACUGCCUCUCUCAGGUGGCUCCGAAGCCUAGCACCAUAGAAAACCCGGCAAUUAGCAGCUCCGGCGCAAAGAAUCUGACCCGGCCCACCUCUUCCAGCAACACCUUCAGCGUGCCGGAAGAUAGCGAUGUCGAGGAAGUUUCCGCCACAAAGGUCAAUCAUGAAACUCGCCGGGAGAAUGCAAAGCCUGCUUCCCAGAACAGCCACACACCUGUAUCCCCCAUCUCCAAUCCGCAUGGCAUAAUCGACUUGGAUUGUAACCCAGCUGGCCAGCGUGCUCCCCCUUUAGGAACAGUUCCUAAGAAUGCACCCGUCGCUACUACGACCAUUGACUUGAGCGAGGACGGUGAAGAUAAUAGUCGAGAUGCAGAUUCGUGUCUCUCCCCUGGGUAUUUGUCUUCAGAAAUGGACAUCUCGGACGAGGAAUCCGACGUUGGUUCUCCUUACUCUCCAUCACCUUCCAGCGACGGUGCGGACGUCACGCAACAAAACACGUCUGCGCCGGGUGUUUUGAGCGAAACUUCCGAGUCGGAUUCCGAAGCUGAAUGUAUCGACCCCAGCGUUCUCAACCCCAGCGUUCCCACCCAGAGCAUUCCCAACGGUAAAUGCAACUCGGAAACUGUUCAUCAUGAGAAAACUGCCGGUGGCUUCGCGAAUGAGCCGAUCAAGGAAAAGGCCCCAAACCCGUUUAUUUCUCCACCUCCGAAACUUCCCUUCGCGCCGCUCCCUCCAUGGAUUCAGCCUCCUGGAAUGGGAUAUGGUCCUCCUCCACCUCCACUCCCUACGGAGACCAUGUUUACCCCUCCACCACCCUGGGCGUAUCGCUCCUAUGGUCGGUACAACGAUGUCUCUCAGUACGAUGAUAGUCUUGACUACGAUGAUGAACCUCGUUAUGAUGAGGAUUCUCAGUACGAUGAUGGCUAUCAGUACGACGAUGGUCCUUUCUGUUGGAGACCAACACCGGCGCCCCGAAUCCCCCAGCCGGUGUCUGGGCCUCUUCAGCCUGCCACUAGUACUUCUGUGCACGGUUCUUUGCCCAACAAGGACUCCAAGCCGACGUCUGAAGUGGCUCUCGAGAAGGAGCCCGUUCUCAAGAAGUCCGACGAGGAAACACUUCGUACGCCUGACAUGCCAACAAUGAAGCGGAAGGCUUCCCAGCUUGAGCCCAACGAUGUUCAGCAAGAUGUCAAGCUGGCCAAGCUCGAUAAUGUUCCUCAAUCGGAGGUAGCGUCUGCUAUCUUUUCCGCCCUCUCCGAGGCCGAUACCGGGGCCGAACCUCCUCAGAAGCGGGCGAAGACCACUCCCCCCAUGCCAAAGAACCUGACAGGGCUUGCUGCUACUGUGGUUGUUAGCGCCAUGCUUGGUUCCCUGGGGACCAUCGCUCUGCUUGCGGCUCUUCCUGCUGGAUACUUCCAGUAA
Messenger RNA from Penicillium argentinense, 1806 nucleotides. Its product is annotated as FHA domain protein. Gene Ontology annotation, cellular component: cytoplasm. Lineage: Eukaryota; Fungi; Ascomycota; Eurotiomycetes; Eurotiales; Aspergillaceae. The record is from RefSeq and is a predicted model, not a curated record. The transcript has 5 exons. The coding region runs from base 1 to 1806 and encodes 601 amino acids. Gene Ontology annotation, molecular function: protein binding.